Messenger RNA from Nomia melanderi (Alkali bee), 5009 nucleotides. RefSeq names its product alpha-mannosidase 2 (gene alpha-Man-IIa). The record is from RefSeq and is a predicted model, not a curated record. Lineage: Eukaryota; Metazoa; Arthropoda; Insecta; Hymenoptera; Halictidae. Gene Ontology annotation, biological process: N-glycan processing; protein deglycosylation; mannose metabolic process. Gene Ontology annotation, molecular function: alpha-mannosidase activity; carbohydrate binding. Gene Ontology annotation, cellular component: Golgi membrane.
AUUAUGUAAUUCUAUUUAUUCUUGGUAUCCACCAUCAAAUUGUAUGUACUAAUUUAAUGAGAACUUUUCACCGACAACACUGAUUAUUAAAAGUGUACAUAAUUAGUCACUAUUGAAUUUAAAAUUGCAAUAAAAUGCAACAAUAAUGGUGGCGUUUUCAGACAUGUAACAAAUCUCUUAUUGAUUCAUUUUGCGACUGAAUUAUGCUGGAUUUCGUUUUGAAUGUUAUCAAAUUUCCAUGAAUUUAUUAAAAUCUCAUUUGGAUUGCAUGAAUACACCAUCUACUUUCUGGAAAUGUAUAGAUUUAGUUUUGUUCGUAUUACGAGAGACUAAAAUAUGUGUGUAUUUAGACGAUUUCUGUUAUUUACGCUUAUUCUUUAAACAAAUAUUCAAUUGCUUUUUUUACACUCUGGAAAGCAUCAGUGCCAAAUGAAAUUAAACGAAUAUGAUUAUAACGUAAUUGACAUACUUGGAGAGAUCAAUUUUAAUCUGACGUGUUGUACUGUAAUUUUUUAACUUAUCCCAUACUGCAAAUAUUUUUAACUGCAAACUAUACAGUAACAAAAAAGCUGAAUAAUACUUUGGAAUAAAAUAUUAAACAAUAAUACUUAAUCUUGCCGAACUUUUCGAGUUUCAUAAAAGCAUAGAAGAAAUACUGUAUAAUUAAUCCCACUGAAAUUGAUUCUGAAAAAUGGUCGAAGUUUCAUCUCUGUAAUGUACUAUCUACCCCAUGACAUGAUUGUCAUAUGUAUAAACAUAUGGCGUCAGCACAGACAGAGCUACAGACGUAAAUAGGAGUAGUACGUUGCUAUUUAUCAGUGUUAUUUCAAUGCUCCGUUUUACAAUCCAUGAUAUCCAUGAUAUAAUCUGUAAAUGUGAUAUGCAAGCUAGUUUCGUUUGGUACAAAACAACACUAGAUUAAAAUCGAUAAAUGUACAAUAAUGAGGACUAGAAAAACAUUUGCAAUACUGGGGGCAGGUUUAAUAUUGGCCUGUUGCGUGAUGAUAUAUUUAAUGAUGGAUUUAGCACUUUUCCCUCCUGGACAAGGACCUAAACUUUCUGUUAACGAUAAUCAGUGGUUACAUUUUGAGAACAGGUUAGCAAAGUUAGAAAAAGACUUCAAUAAGCAUCAUGAAGUCAUGAAUGCUUUGCGAGAAGUUGCUGAAGCAAAAAGCUUUGUCCCUAUAGCUCAUACUAUAAAUCGUUAUAAUCGAUCCUUAUCGUCAAGUUCCUCUCGUUUAGGAAAAGUACUUACAUGUAACUUUAAUAUGCAGAAAAUACCAGAAGUAGAUAUACAAAUGUUGGAGAUGUAUAGACAAUUAGAAUUUGAUAAUAUUGAUGGUGGAGUUUGGAAGCAAGGCUGGGAUAUUACUUACGAUGAUAAACAGUGGCAUCCAAAAAGAAAAUUAAAAGUCUUUGUAGUUCCACAUUCUCAUAACGAUCCUGGAUGGCUUAGCACUUUCGAGAAAUAUUAUACAUUACAGACUCGGAAUAUCUUGAACAAUAUGGUACUAAAAUUAGUAGAGGACAGAAGACGUAAAUUCAUUUGGGCAGAAAUAUCAUUUUUCCAGCUUUGGUGGGAAGACCAAUCAAAAACGACACGAAAUUUGGUACGACGUUUAAUUCACGACGGUCAGUUGGAAAUUGUAUCUGGGGGAUGGGUCAUGCCAGAUGAAUCUGUAUCUCAUUGGAUGGCUCAGCUUACGCAACUUACCGAAGGUCAUCAAUGGUUAAAAUAUAACUUAGAUUAUACACCAAAUUCAGCCUGGAGUAUUGAUCCAUUCGGUCUUUCUCCAACAAUGCCGUAUCUUUUAAAAAAUGCUGGACUAGAAAAUGUAUUAAUACAAAGAGUACAUUACUCAGUUAAAAAAAAAUUAGCUAGGGAAAAACAUUUAGAAUUCCGAUGGAGACAAUUAUGGGACAAUGAUGGAUCAACAGAAAUCUUUACACAUGUUAUGCCAUUUUACAGUUAUGAUGUACCUCAUACUUGUGGUCCAGACCCAAAGAUAUGCUGUCAAUUUGACUUCUUUCGACUUCAAAGUUUUGGAUUAACUUGUCCAUGGAAAAUAGCACCGCGAACUAUCACUAAAGCGAAUGUUGCAGAGAGAGCUGCCCUGUUACUAGAUCAAUAUCGAAAGAAAGCUCAACUCUUUAAGACUGAUGUGGUACUAGCGCCAUUAGGAGAUGAUUUUAGAUAUACACAUUUUACUGAAUGGGAUGCUCAAUAUACUAAUUAUCAAAAGCUGUUUGAUUAUAUGAAUAAAAAUGAACAAUUAAACGUUGAGAUUAAAUUUGGAACGUUAAGUGAUUAUUUUGAUGCAGUUAAAGAGAAAUAUAAUUUGACUGAGUUUCCUACUUUGUCAGGAGACUUCUUUACAUAUUCCGAUAGAGAUGAUCACUAUUGGAGUGGAUACUAUACUUCAAGGCCCUUUCACAAACGACUAGAUCGUGUUUUGUUAAGUUUAUUAAGAGCUUCAGAAAUAUUAAAUACUAUAGCUUGGAGCAAAGGUAAUGAUAAGCUGGCAGAAGGAACUCUUGCUCAACGUCUAAGCAAAGCAAGAAUGUGGCACUCUCUGUUUCAACAUCAUGAUGGUAUCUCUGGAACUGCUAGGGAUGAAGUAGUCAUAGAUUAUGCAAAAAAGAUGAUAAUGGCUUUAAAUAAUUCUGCUCAUGUGCUUCAACACUCUGUAGUACAUUUAUUGAAAACACCUCAAGAAUCUAUAACAAAUAUAGACAGUGUGUAUAUAACGCUUGACGAAUCCAGAUUACGUCAUACUAGUGCUGGAGACAAACAAGUACUUAUAUUAGGGGAUGAAAAUCCUUUAAAAAAAGUUAUUCUCUACAAUUCUCUUCCAAGACAAAGAACUAAAGUACAAACACUGAUUGUUUCAACUCCAUAUGUCAAAGUCACUGAUCGCAUGGGUCAACCAGUCCAAUGUCAGAUUUCUCCAAUAUGGAUCGGACCUGCUGCACUAACUGCCGCUAGAUACGAGUUAUCAUUCCUAGUAACUGUACCUGGAUUUGGUAUCACAACCUACAUAAUUCAUGCUCUACCUAAAACAUCAUUUCCAUCAAAAGUGCAUCUCGCUAAUGUGACUGUUUACAACACGGACAUUAGUCUUCCUAAAAUACCAGGCUUCGGACAAAUUCAAGUAGUACCAAAUGCUCAAGAAUUUUCGGUUACUCAAAGACCAGACUUGUCCGCGUCUUUUGGAAAAUCUGGUCUCUUGAAAGCUUUGAAAGUCGGUAAUACUACAUUCCCUGCUCAUUUGGAGUUCGUCAAGUACGGAACUAGGGGCUCGGGUAAAGACAAAAGUGGAGCUUAUCUAUUUUUACCUGACAAGCCAGAACCAGACUUGGUAUUUAUGGAUAAUAAAUGUAUCAUACAUUUAAUAACUGGGCCUAUUGUCUCUAAAGUAUUUGUAGAAUUAGCUCAUGUCCGUCACACUUGUAUAUUGUACAAUUCACCUGGCAGUGAUGGGCUUGGAUUACACAUACUCAAUGAAGUUGAUAUAUCAGAAACUCAAAACUAUGAGCUUGCUAUGAGAUUGAGUACAGACAUAGCUUCAGGAGAUCAAUUCUUCACCGAUUUAAAUGGACUUAAUAUGAUUAAGCGCCAAAGAUUUCCAAAGCUGCCUACUCAAGGAAAUUAUUAUCCAAUGGCAGCAAGUGCAUAUAUAGAAGAUAAAAGAGUUAGAUUAACGGUAGUAACAGCACAACCAUUAGGUGUAAGUUCUAUGGCAUCAGGACAAAUUGAGAUUAUGCAAGACAGAAGAUUACUUCAAGACGAUAAUAGGGGAUUAGGUCAGGGUGUAACUGACAACCUAUUAACAAAUCAUUGGUUUAUGUUCGUUCUUGAAAAAAGAAAAUCUCAGUGUCCAUCUCCAUCGCCAACAGCGAACCAUCCUGGAGGAUUAAUAUCGCUAUAUGGUCAUUUAGCUUCAGAAGAAUUGUUGCAUCCAAUAAUUGCAAUGCACCCUCAAAAUGUUUUAGAAUUUGAUUUAAAUGCGUCCUUUGCGCCUCUUCGCUAUGAUUUUCCUAUAGAUUUAAGUGUCGUUAGUUUUAGGGUAUUUCCUAUACCCGAUGGUGCUGGUAAAGGUGUCGGAAUGGUUUUGCAUCGAGCAGCUUUAGACAUGUGUUGGAAUGACAACUCUUAUCAACGUUAUUUCAAUGUCUCCGAGUCUGGAGAAGUUGAUUUAACGAAGUUCUUCUAUCAUAUAGAUGACUGGAUUAUCAGUAAAGCUCCUCUUACAUUCCACAAUGUAGGACCUUCUUUGAAAUCUCCAAUCAUUAAUUUAUGUCCACACCAAAUAUUACCAAUUUUGUUUCACAAAACACAAUCAUAAGUUUAAGAAAAGUUAGUUCUUUAUUUUCAUAUAGUUCAAUACAAAAUCACUUGUUUCUCUUGCUCACCGAUCCACUGUCCACAGCCUUACUCAUAAUAACAUAGUGCAAUGGGUCAGACAUCGAUGGACUGGUUUUAUCUAGCUUGUAACUGCAAUGUAAUAACAUUGCUUACAAUAUGCUUUGUACAGUGAACUAGUAUAGUCCAUAAUUUCUACUGCCUAAUGUUUUAAUACUGUUUACCAAAUGAAGUGUAAGUAGAACUAAAUAAUAAAAUUAUAAUUUUACUUUGAUGACACUGUGCCAUUCCCAUAUACAGAAUGUUCCGCAUAGCAUAGCAUACUUCCGCAAUAAAUAAAAAUUGUAAAAUAUAAUUUGGUCAUUUGAGGUUUUAUUUUUGAAAAUUAAAAUUAAAUAAUUCAAAUGAUUUUGAUAGAUUGCAAACAUGUUUAUUGAAAUGUUUUCUCUUGCUGCUAUGAUUUAUCUUAGAUAUUACAUUGUAUUUUUAUCAAUAAAACAUGUAAGCAUUUAAAAAUAAAAUAUUCCUUGUUACAUAAAGUAUUUACUUUGGAUCAUUGGCACAGUGACAUUAAGUAAACUAACUGUACAAAUAGAAAGUUACAAGAUAAGAAUACAUUUUCAUACUAGUCGUAUCAAUAUUUGUA